Molecule: messenger RNA, 1566 nt
Organism: Myxozyma melibiosi
Lineage: Eukaryota; Fungi; Ascomycota; Lipomycetes; Lipomycetales; Lipomycetaceae
Product: GPR1/FUN34/yaaH family-domain-containing protein
Exons: 2
Coding region: 433-1293 (286 amino acids)
Cellular component (GO): plasma membrane
Molecular function (GO): acetate transmembrane transporter activity
Source: RefSeq, a predicted model, not a curated record
CAUCUCCCCGCAUGUUUGGAGGCAGCAAAAAAUUUUACUCGCCGUAGGUGGCCUCGAAAGCGCGGACUCUGCCAAUGAAAGCGAAGCUGUUGGGAGGGCCGAAAGGUAACAGAAGCUUAUUGCGUCGACGUCACCAGUAACAUCGACGUCACCAGUAACAUCGCCGCCGCGGCGUGUACUAGCCACACCCACCGCUCGUCGCUACUCGAGAGCCUUCUUCCACCCCACCAAUUCUGCCUAGUCGGUUUGCCGCCACUCAGUGCAUCUGACCCUUCCUCCCUGUCUGAUUGGAAAAACUUAUCCGCACUACCGAGCCCCGCUUUUCACCAGGUUAUAACUACGCCCUUCCUCUCAGACCCUUCCCUUCUCCAUCUACACCUCACACAUUCAUCCACCCACCCACACCUCCAACUCACAACCACAGCUAGAACAAUGUCUACGACCUCAACAGCAGCAUCAUCCACCGCCGCCGUGGAAAAGCCCGUCAACCUCAACCACCUGGAGGCCGGCAACAACGAGGAGACCGACUCGCAGGACCAGCUCAGAGUCCAUCGAAUCGUCACCCACACCGACGACCCUGAUCUCAUCAAGAUCGGGUCCUCGUGGGUCUCUCGUAGGGAACUGAUGAUGGCCUUCGGUGGUACUCUUAAUCCUGGUUACUCUGCUCCUCCUUCGCGCAAGUUUGGUAACCCUGCCCCUCUGGGUUUGUGUGCGUUCGGCUUGACCACCUUCGUGCUUUGCAUGGCGAAUGUGCAGGUCCGUGGUGUCUCGAACCCAUCGACCUUCAUCGGUCUCGGAUACUUUUACGGCGGCAUCAUCCAGCUGCUAGCCGGCAUGUGGGAGAUGGCAAUCGAGAACACGUUCGGUGCCACCGCGCUCUCGUCCUUCGGUGGCUUCUGGCUUUCAUUCGCCGCGAUCGAGACCGACGCUUUCGGAAUCGUGUCUGCCUACGGCACCGACACUCAUGCGCUCAACACAAUGCUCGGAAUCUACCUCAUGGGCUGGUUCAUCUUCACCUUCGGCCUUGUGCUCUGCACCCUGCGCUCGACCGUCGCCUUCUUCGCGCUCUUCUUCACCCUUGACAUCUGCUUCAUGCUCCUCGGCAUUGGCAAGUUCUACCCCGACAACUCCGGCGUCACUAUCGCCGGUGGUGUCUUCGGUCUUAUGGCGGCCUUCCUUGCGUUCUACAACGCCUUUGCUGGUUUGGCCAACAACGAGAACUCGCUCAUCGUCAUCAAGCCUAUCGCCAUGCCCUGGAACCCCAUCCGCUAUGUGAAGAACAAGUCCACAUAAACAAGCAGACUUGACUUCCAAGCACACAUUAUCUGUCCUUUUCAAGCAUGUUUUUUGUUUCGUUUGUUUUGUUUUUCCUUUCUGAGAUCCCUAAGGAUGCUCCGCCAUCCCUAGAUCUGGCUUCAAAAUGUCUCUUUUCGUUUCGCGCGGGCGUGAAACUUCUUUGAACUGGAACUCAUAUUCCAAAGUAGAAAAAGUGUUUCAAAAACGUACCGCCCUUCUAAACCUGCGCAAUAAUCUGUUUGUUUUGUUUGGGUCCCGGUCUGGUUAUUG